CCGAAACGGGAAGGGAGGGAUGAGGGGAAAGGCGGAGUUGAAGUUCACCGGCCUGGGUUCUGCUGCGGCUGGCCUACCGGGGAAAGAAAGAGCCCGGGCUUCAGAUGGCCUGCUGUACGCAAGUGGGCAGAGACUUGACGAGGCCAAGAGGGAGGAGGCCGCUCCACCCCCUUUCCUUAUGGGUCCUGUGGCCCUUGGCUUUUUCUACGUAGCAUCCUCGUUUGGGAAAAGCCAAGUGAAACGAAAUAGCGACAGGGCUCUGCCAAAUGGAGAGAAGCUUCUCAUUCUCCCUUUGGAAGGACAGCGCUCAGUCACUGACACCCCAGCGAGCAAUAAAGAGCAUAUAGGUAUAUCUGGAGUUUGCUGACAGUAGGAUCUUAUAUGGAGAAGGAACCUUCAGCAAUACAAAUAAAGCUUUUGAUAUAGAGUGACUUUAAACAGGAAUUAUGGCAGCUUUGGAUAAAAUAAAAGCAAAAAAGACUCUGGGAACUGUCGAUUAUGUGGAGUCAUCUGAGUUUGCACAAGGAAUUCUGCCUACAAAGAAGGAUGUCAUUCAAAACAUGUUGUAUUUGUUGCAUCCAAAAAGGGCUGGUCAAGCACAACGAUCCAAAGAAGAUGCUGCCCAGUUGCUUGCUGAACUUUUGCAGGAACAUUGGUUGUUUUGCAAUCUAUAUACCAUAGCAACACAGAGCAUCAAGAAGCAUAUUCUGAAUGUAUAUGAAGAAUUCUCAAAGUUAUACCAAUCCAGAAAACGAAGAAAAAAUGAACUGUUUAUUCAGAAAGCAGAUGAUUUCAAUAGGAGUUCAGAACAGCUUUUUGAUAUAUUUUGUACAGACACUGUUACACGAGAGAAAUUGGAGCAGUACAGUGGUGUUAAGAUGACAGAUACUGAAUGGAAAUUCCUUGAAGAUCAGAGGAAUGAAAGAAAAAUGUACUUUGAGGACUUCAUGGACAAAAAACAAAUGGAAACAAUAGAAAGACGAAGAAAGGUUGAAUCAUUAGAGCAUUUUAGGAAAAUUGCAGAGGAAGAGAAAGAAGCUCGUAAGCGAAAAGAAAUGACUUCAAACAGGGAUGAACACCCAGUUGAAGAUGUUAAUAAGAAUAAAGAUGACUCCUGUCUUGAAUACAACAAAGGAAUUGGAGGGUUUUCAGAUAAAGCAAAAAGAAAGCGUCUGUCUUCUUGUUGGGUAACUGGGACUGCAACUUCAACCACUUACAAUGAAUCGGUUCCUUCUGAAAAUCAGCAUCUACGUAUGAAUAUCAGAAAAGUCAGACCAGGAUUCUAUGAGACUUUUGACAAAUACAAGAACUGCUAGUUUGGUAUCUGAACUCUCUGGAGGAGAGAAUUAACUUAGAUCUUAAAGUACCCAGGUUAUUUGGGAGUUGGUGUAGAUAAUUAUGUUGGGCUCCCUUAUUGUGCAACAGCAGCACCAAAAGGAUUGGUAGAAAUAGUCCAUGGAAAAGAUUAAGAUGAUAGUCAUUUAGUUUUAUAGCAAUAUAUUCACAAAGAGAAAGUAUUAGUUAUGAAAAAACUAUAUCAUUAGCAAAAGAAGUCUGAAGUUCCAAUGCUUAUAAGCUUAAAAAAAUAAAGUAGACAUGAACAGGUUACAUUCCAUGAGAAUAAUGUAUGUAUUUCAACAACUGCAUAGGAAGAUAAUGCUUUAUCCGUUAUGUACAGCAUUUAAAUCAAACUAAAAACCUUUUGCUAAAAACAUAAUACGGAGGUCUGAGAAAGAAAAAAGUGAAGAGUAAAUUAAUUAAAUAAUGUGUUCUAUUCCAGCUCUGCAUCUCUGGAGAUUGGAAGAUCAUAUCCAAUUUAUUAACAUAAGUAACUAAACAUGGCUAUUGAAAGGAACAGAAUUCAUAGUCUGUGUAACAUUGGAAUAUUCAGGAUCACAAUAAACUGCAAACUCAAACCAUGACAACUAAAACUGUGUCCCUUAAGGAAAAAUAAUAAUUGGUCCCAGUGAUUCAUAAAGUGCUGUUACUUUCUAGGGGAAAAAGAAAACAAAUACUUAUCUGACCCUAAGAGACAUAGUAUAUAUAACUUCCAGUUAAUACACUGAGAUUCAAAUGGUUUUAGGUAUUUGCACAAAAAGUAAUUGGUUGCUUAUUUGACCUAGUAGAUAAGUAGUUGCUAAGAGACCCUACACUUUGGCAAACCAAUUCUUGUAGAUAAUUUGAUAGCUUGUUGAAAGAAAACAGGAAUUUUAAACAAUGGCUUUAGAUAUCGGUGUACUGGUGAUAGCUAUCAUUUUUCUGAAUUCUUGGCAAUUAAAUAACUUGGUUGUAAUUAUGUCAAAAAAUAAAAUCUGUAGUUAAAAGUAAGACGUGAAGAUGUGUACACACAAUAUGAUAAAAUAAGGUGCCUAAAAGUUAAAGAAAAAAGUCUCAUAGACUGAUAAUUUUGACUGUAAACUGUGAUGUUUGCAACAACAGAAAUAUCUAGGUACUUAAUCAUACCAACUGACUUUGUAUUUAAGUUGUUGAUUCUUUAAAGUUUUAAAACUUAAAAUAGUUUCAAAUCUUUACCUUAUAAUACUAGAGUAGUCCCAUGGCGAGAUAGACAGCAAAUGAAUUCAAUAAUAUUUUAAUAAUAAUUCUGCAUAAAUUAGGUAGAUUCAUUACACGAGCUGUGGUGGCACAGUGGUUAGAAUGCAGUAUUGCAGGCUAACUCUGCCCGCAGCCAGGAUUCAAACCUGACUGGCUCAAGGUUGACUCAGCCUUCCAUCCUUCCGAGGUCGGUAAAAUGAGGACCCAGAUUGUUGGGGGCAAUAGGCUGACAUUUGCAAACUGUUCAGAGAGUUGUGUAAAGCACUAUGGAGUGAUACAUAAGUCUAAGUGCUAUUGCUAUUACAUAUUUUUGCUUCAUUUCACACAUCUGAAAGCUUUUUUUCUGUAUUUUUAGCAUUGUGUUUUCCAUUUACUCCUUUAUAACAACAUGACUACUAAAAUAAACAGUACACACAUGAAUAUAUGAUUU
This is a messenger RNA of Protobothrops mucrosquamatus (brown spotted pit viper), 2983 nucleotides long. RefSeq lists its product as uncharacterized. The coding region runs from base 447 to 1316 and encodes 289 amino acids. The record is from RefSeq and is a predicted model, not a curated record. NCBI's taxonomy places the organism in Eukaryota, Metazoa, Chordata, Lepidosauria, Squamata, Viperidae. The transcript is spliced from 3 exons.